GGUGGGUUAGGCCCAAGCCCAGGCCCAUUCAGAGAGAGGUAAAUACAGUGAGUGAGGUGUGAGAGAAAGAGAACAAGAGAGAGAGAGAGAGAGAUCUGAAGGAAGAAGAAGAAUCAUCAUCAUCAUCGAAAAUGGGUGGAGGAAUGGAAGCAAAGAAAAACAAAUACAUUGAAGAUUGGGGAACUGCUAGAGAGAAUCUUGAACACAAUUUCCGUUGGAGUCGUCGCAAUCUUCUUCUCGUUGGUAUCUUCGGUAUCGCUCUUCCUGUUCUCGUCUACAAAGGCAUCGUCAAAGAAUUCCAUAUGCAAGAUGAAGACAAUGGCCGACCAUACAGGAAGUUCAAGCCUUAAGUAAGUAAGAUGUUUUGUAAUAAGCCGGGGUUAUGAAAGUUAGACCUUAAUACGAGGCUACAACAUGUAUUUUUUCUUAACCCACCAAGGGUUGUUUGUUUAUGUAGUUUGGUUCUAUCAAACCACUCCAUGUUUGGCUGUCUUCGUUGAUAUUUCUGUGAUUUUAAAUUGCAACCAUGGUUCAAAAUUAAUAAUAUAUAUGGAAAGCAAAUGCAUGAGUUUGAGAAUUUGCUAGGUGAAAA
This is a messenger RNA of Medicago truncatula (barrel medic), 592 nucleotides long. RefSeq lists its product as uncharacterized. NCBI's taxonomy places the organism in Eukaryota, Viridiplantae, Streptophyta, Magnoliopsida, Fabales, Fabaceae. The coding region runs from base 132 to 350 and encodes 72 amino acids. The transcript is spliced from 2 exons. Gene Ontology annotation, cellular component: respiratory chain complex I. The record is from RefSeq and is a predicted model, not a curated record.